AUGGCGGCCCGAGAGAGGAGACCGCCAAGCCAGCAACACCAACAGCCUUCUUCGCCUGUGGACUUUGACAAGGAGAAGCUCAAGAAGGCAUUCGACAUUUCCCACUUCGACAUCAAUGCCGUCUUGCGAGGAGUCCAGCUUACUCUAGUUGGAGCCCAUCGAGCACUUCAGAAUCCUGCUUUGUUCAGCUCUGAACACUAUCGCCAGGCCGCAAUCGCAGUGGCAGCUGGUAUAGCUAUCCGUCUUGCCAUCUAUAUCCCGAUUCUCGGCGUCCGGGUAUUCCUAUGGUUUCUGUCUCUCAUCUUCCGCCUUGACUCUGUCACCUGGGACGAUAAGAUCCUCGAGGGCCUCAACUUCGUCGCGGACUAUGUUUUGCAGGUGCCGCUCUUCCUUAUGACUCUGAUGCGUUAUGUCACACCGACACUAGACAACCUCUUCAUGGAGUCGCUGAGGUGGGUAGAUGUGACCUACGUCCAGAAGCAUAAGCACGAUGACCCCAAGGACCUCCGGGACAUGUACUACCCCAACCUGAGGCAGUACUCCACCCGUGACGGCAGCACUCACACGACCAGCACCGCCGAGGCCAUCUCUAUGUUCCUGUACAGGUUCGCGCGCAAGGCCGGUAUCUCUCUCGCCGUCUAUGCGCUGUCCUAUCUGCCCGUGGUCGGUCGGUUCGUCCUACCCGCUGCCAGUUUCUACACCUUUAACCAGGCAGUUGGCCUUGGCCCGGCCUCCGCUAUCUUCGGCACAGGUAUCUUCCUACCGCGGAGAUACCUCGUCAUCUUCCUCCAGACCUACUUUUCGUCCCGCAGCCUCAUGCGCGAGCUUCUCGAGCCUUACUUCGCCCGCAUCCGCUUUAAUAAGCAGGAGAAGCGCAACUGGUUCCGCAGUCGAGAAGGGCUGCUGUUCGGUUUCGGCAUCGGGUUUUAUGUCUUGCUUCGGGUGCCGCUCCUAGGUGUGUUGAUUUAUGGUGUUGCAGAGGCUUCGACUGCAUAUUUGAUCACCAAAGUUACGGAUCCACCACCGCCUGCCAACAACAGCGGUGGUUUCGCAACGAGCCAACAGGAGUGGAAGAACAAGCAGAAAUUCCUCAGUCUGCCCCUGUCAAGUCUGGAUAAAAUCCAUGACAAGCCGCCUGCGUACUCCGAAGUGGAUCCCCAUCCCGAGGCCCGACCGGGAGAGCUCUAA
Molecule: messenger RNA, 1188 nt
Organism: Diaporthe amygdali
Lineage: Eukaryota; Fungi; Ascomycota; Sordariomycetes; Diaporthales; Diaporthaceae
Exons: 4
Coding region: 1-1188 (395 amino acids)
Source: RefSeq, a predicted model, not a curated record